GCAGUUGAUAUCAGCAAGCAGAGCUACUGAUAGCGCCGUCGCUGUGACUACCAAUCGCAGCCAUGUUCAUCCUGGCUCGUCACGAAGCCCAACUUAUCAUCGGCCGAUGCGACGCGUCUUAUCAGCAGCCAAGAAUGGGAGCAACUUAAAUGACGGCCCCUUGCCAAAGAUGGUUUCUGUAGAAAACAGCAGCCACCAUGGGCCUCAAGCAGCGGCUUCGAGUCAAACACGGAGACCUCGUCUCCAGCGUGGACUCUAAUGCAGACCUUGAUCCGAUUCCGCGGAACUCGCCCCGACGGACCUGGGGAUGGGUCAGUUUGACCGGGUUCUGGAUUUCGGAGGCGUUUUCAAUCAGCAUGUAUCAGGUCACGUCCACCUCGGUGUCGAAAGGCUUGAAUGCUGGUCUGGCGAUUGCAGCAGUGGUCAUAGGCCAUAUCCUCGUAUAUAUCCCAGUCGCGCUGGAUGGAUACGUCGGCUCAAUCUACGGCAUCAACUUUCCUAUCCUGACCCGUGCCAGCUACGGCAUGCGAGGCAGCUACUUUGCCGUCCUCAUCCGUGGCCUAGUCGCCAUUAUCUGGUUCGGGACCCAAACCUACCAAACAGGGGAAUGCAUCUCCUCCAUGAUAAGCGCCAUUUGGCCCUCCUUCCAGCACCUGCCAAACCAUCUUCCUGCUUCAGGCCCCAUAACCUCCUCUGAACUCCUCUGCUUUUUCCUCGCCAUCAUUGUCCAACUCCCGCUUCUCUACCUCAAUAUACCCCAACUACGGUACCUGUUCCUCGUAAAAAUGGCCAUCAUGCCCAUCUUCGGUCUCGCUCUGUUUAUCUGGGCUGUCGCAACCGCCCACGGCUUUGGGCCUGUUUUCUCCAAACCCAGCCAUAUCACCGACGGCACACCAGUUGCCGUAGUGUUCCUACAAUGCGUAACCAGCGCCAUCGGCCCCAAGGCCACUCUUGCCCUCAACAUGCCCGACUUCACGCGCUACGCACACACUCCGCGACAAAUCUUUUGGACACAGGCCCUGGGACUGAUCAUACUCGUCUCCCUCUGCGGCGUCCUAGGAGCAACCGUCACCUCCGCCAGCGAAAUCAUCUACGGCGUGCAGACCUGGAAUCCUCUGCAAGUGGCCUCCCUCUGGGACAACCGUGCCGCGCAGUUCUUCGCCGCGUUCUGCUGGUCGCUCGCCGCCAUCGGAACAAACCUCUCUGCAAACAGCGUGUCCUUCUCCAACGACCUCUCCCUCUGGUUCCCACGCUACAUCAACGCCAGAAGAGGAGCCUACGUUUGCGCGAUGCUAAGUAUCCUCAGCUGUCCCUGGUACAUUCAAUCCGACGCAGCAUCCUUCUCCUCCUUCCUCGGUGGCUACUCCCUCUUCCUCGGCUCCCUGGCCGGUAUCAUAAUAGUCGACUACUGGAUUAUCCGGGGCCAAAACCUCCGCGUCCGCUCCCUCUACGACCCCUCUCCACACGGCACGCACUACUUCACCCGAGGAUUCAACCUCCGCGCCUUCGUGGCGUUCAUUUGCGGGAUCGCACCGAAUCUACCCGGUUUAGCGCAUGCGUGUGGUCAGAGCGGCGUGCCAAAGGGAGCGGUGUAUCUGUACUCGAUGAGUUGGGUGGUGAGUUUUGUGAUCUCGGGGGGGUGUAUUGGGGACUGUGUCGGGGGUGGUCGGUCAAGGUAGAUGGUGAUGAAGUGGUGGAGGGGGUGGAAGUUGGUCUUGAGGAGGAAAAGAAGGGGGAGAUGGUAGGUGUAAAGGAGGUUAGUGUUUA
Molecule: messenger RNA, 1767 nt
Organism: Aspergillus sclerotioniger CBS 115572
Lineage: Eukaryota; Fungi; Ascomycota; Eurotiomycetes; Eurotiales; Aspergillaceae
Product: nucleobase cation symporter-1 family protein
Exons: 5
Coding region: 198-1679 (493 amino acids)
Biological process (GO): nucleobase transport; transmembrane transport
Cellular component (GO): plasma membrane
Molecular function (GO): nucleobase transmembrane transporter activity
Source: RefSeq, a predicted model, not a curated record